AUGUCAACCUGGAACAGAUUAAUUAGAUUCGUCGCAAAUGAUGGCAAAAUCUACAGAGGUGAGCCAAUUGUCUCUGAUUCCGACUACGAUGUCGGAAAGUUGUUCGCUGCUGGUGAAACUAUUAAAGCUAAGGUCAUUACUGGUGAAAACAUCUUCACAGACGCAUCAGUUACGGACGAAAUCUUAGAAGUUAAAAAAUUGUUAGGUCCUCUUACUCCCGACGAUGUUCCAAUAAUAAAGUGUGUUGGUUUAAACUAUAUGAAACAUAUCCAAGAAGGUGGAAGAACCCCGCCACCUUAUCCAUCUAUCUUCUACAAACCUCGCUUCUGUGUUGCGGAUCAUGGUGAACCAAUUCCAAUUCCAAAGAUCGCUCAAAAAAACCAAUGUGACUACGAAGGGGAAUUAUGCGUUGUCAUUGGUAAAACAGGAACUGACAUCAAGGAAGAAGAAGCCUUGAGUUACGUCGCUGGUUAUGCUUCAGGUAACGAUGUUUCUGCACGUACUUGGCAAAGAGAUCCAGCCCAUGCAGGUGGUGUUCCUCAAUGGUGCUUCUCAAAGAGUUUCAACAAAUAUGCACCAUUAGGUCCGGUUCUUGUUUCCACCAAAAUCAUUUCGGACCCAGGUGUUCUUCAACUCCAGACCAAGGUGAACGGUGAACUUCGUCAAGAUACCAACACCGACGAUCUCUUAUUCAACAUUCCAAAAAUCAUUGCUUUUAUCAGUCAAAGUACCACCUUAGAAGCCGGAACUGUCAUCAUGACAGGUACUCCAAGUGGUGUUGCUAUGGGUAUGAAGGAACCCAAAUAUUUAAACAACGGUGAUUUGGUUGAA
Debaryomyces fabryi is the source of this 831-nucleotide messenger RNA. RefSeq lists its product as uncharacterized. The record is from RefSeq and is a predicted model, not a curated record. Gene Ontology annotation, molecular function: catalytic activity. NCBI's taxonomy places the organism in Eukaryota, Fungi, Ascomycota, Pichiomycetes, Serinales, Debaryomycetaceae. The transcript has a single exon. The annotation marks the transcript as partial.